AUGGUGCUGCUCUACGGCACCGCCCUCGCGGUGCUUCUCGGGGCGGCCCCCGCCUUGGCCGGCUCACUGAAAGAUAUCGAACAUGUCGUCAUCUUCAUGCAGGAAAACCGAUCAUGGGAUACAUACUUCGGGACGAUGGCCGGCGUGCGGGGCUUCAAUGACCCGAAUGUUCAAAUCAACAGUGACGGUCAAUCUGUCUGGUACCAACAAGUCGACUCGGACAUGUCCACCGAAACCAAGACCUUACUGCCUUGGUACCUGGGCUACAAGGGUGGCGACUGGACUGAUGCCAUUCAAUGUAUGGCCGCUGGAGACAACGGCUACCAGGAUAACCAGGCCGCCCUCAACCAGGGUCUGAACAACCACUGGGCCCGCAACAACACCCCAUGGAGCUGGGGUUAUUUCAAGCGAGCCGAUAUCCCCGUCCAAUUUGCUAUUGCUGAGGGCUGGACCUCCGGCGACAUGUACCAGGAAUCUCAAAUCACUUCCACCAAUCCUAACCGGGUCACCCUGGUCAGCGGCUCUGUAAAUGUCCCUGGCAGCCCCCAACAGUCCGAUGAGGGCGGAGUGUAUAUCGACAACAAUGAAGUGCCCGGCUGUGAUAGCAAUGGUAUCAACUGUUAUCCCCUCAAGUGGAAGACUGUCUAUGAGUUCUACGAGGAGGCUGGAGUCUCGUGGCAGCUAUAUCAAGACACCAACAACUUUGACGACAACCCCCUAGCCUGGUUCCAACAGUAUCAGAAAGCGGGCAAGAACACCCCCCUCGCGCAGAAAGGCAUGUCCUACGUCGGCCUGGAUGCCUUUUAUGCCGCCGCCGCCAAUGGUUCUCUGCCCGAGGUCAGCUUCAUCGUUGGUCCCACGGAGCUAUCAGAACACCCACCCUACCAGCCCAAGGAUGGUGGUUGGCUGCAAAAACAGGUUGUCGAUGCCGUUACCAGCAGCCCCAAGUAUUCAUCGACUCUUUUAAUGAUUAGCUUUGAUGAGACUGGUGGCUUUGGUGAUCAUGUCACUCCGUUCCACUCCCCCAAGGAUACUCCGGGAGAAUGGAUGCAAGACCCUUUGAAAUUAUUCGGCGACGUGUUUGUGGGACCUGGAUUCCGUGUUCCGUUCUACAUGAUCUCUCCCUGGACUCGUGGUAAUCGCGUCUUUACGGAGCGAGCCGACCACAACUCGCAGAUAUUGUUUGUUGAGCAGUGGCUUGCAGCCCGUGGGUACCAAGGCAUCCAGACUGACCAGAUGGUGUCCUGGCGCCGUCAGCACAUGUCGAACCUGGUCAACGCCCUGGAUCUUGACAACCCCGAUUACUCUAUUCCCAAUCUCCCUGAUGCGGAGACCCCGGUCACCAACAGCAAUGGUGACUACGUCGGCUCGGCCCAGUGCCAAUCCCGCCACACGACCCAACGCCCUCCGGUUCCCUACGGUGAGCAGAGUGACGUUGCCGAUGCCCUGUGGUUUGAGGACGGCUACAAGGAGGUCGUCGGCUACCUGACUGAGGGCCGAUACUUGGUCCUUGAGAAGGGCGGUUCGGCGCUGACCAACUCGGGCAAGCGCAACUAUGUGACCGUCAGCCCGGCCACCGAGAAACACGACGCCAAGUCCCAGCGCUGGGUAAUCCACUACACCGAAGACGAGGAGAGCGAAGUCUUCACCAUCUCCAGCGCCCUCGACGGCCGCUGGCUCGGCCCGCGCGGCGCACUGGUCGACAACGCCGACGACGCCGAGCCUGUGCGUAUCAACUUCCUCGGUAAUGGUCUGGGCUAUACACUACGUUAUGUCCAGAGUGGCCAGUACAUCGAUGUGGACCACAACGGUGCUCUCAAGCUGGCUGGUAUGCAGCAGGGUCCCGGUCUCGGCUACCAGAUCUUCAGCGUGACAUAUCACAAAUAG
This is a messenger RNA of Penicillium macrosclerotiorum, 1887 nucleotides long. Its product is annotated as nonhemolytic phospholipases C family protein. The record is from RefSeq and is a predicted model, not a curated record. The transcript is spliced from 8 exons. Lineage: Eukaryota; Fungi; Ascomycota; Eurotiomycetes; Eurotiales; Aspergillaceae. The coding region runs from base 1 to 1887 and encodes 628 amino acids. Gene Ontology annotation, molecular function: hydrolase activity, acting on ester bonds.